AUGUCUCAACUGCAUAAAUCCCCCAUCAAUCUCCCUACCCACAUUGCUUCUGUGUCAAAAAUUAACCAAAGUUUUUCUUCUGACCGACAAAUAUCUGAUCUUGUCUCAGAUCAAGAGGAAUAUUGCAGAGAGUUAGAUGCUGCUGUUAGAGCAGUUCAGAUGUCAUGCUUCCUCUGUCAGAAACUGCAAGACACUUGGAUUUCGGAUUCUCGGAUCAACCAUCACAAUUCACCGCUCACAGUUGCAGGUUGGAGUGUCAACACAAUUGUCAGCUGGAUAUUAUCUGAGAGUUUAGGGAGUGAAAAUGUCUCGAUUGUAACUGAAAAGGAUGUUCAGACACUAUCCAAAACUAAUACAUCAGAACUGUUGGAAUCUGUGGUUAAAACUGUGAAUGAAUGUCUAGCUGAAGCACCUCGAUUUGGGGUUGAGGAGCCAAAAUCAGCUCUCGGAACUUCAGAGGUUCUUGAAAUCAUUAGCCGCAGCAACUCAGUUGGAAGCCCUUCAGGAAGAUUUUGGGCACUUGGCCCUCUUGAUGGAAAAAUGGGGUCUGCAUGUGGUGAUCAAUAUGCUGUAUCUUUAUCACUCAUAGAGGAUGGAGAAGUGGUGCUUGGAGUUCUUGGCUGUCCUAACUACCCUGUGAGAAAGGACUGGUUUAGUUAUCAUCACAGCUAUCAAAGGAUGAUAUCUAUGUUGACUCCUCCAACCUCUGAAACUUGGGAUAAAGGUUCUAUUAUUUAUGCUCAAAGGGGUAGUGGGAAAGCUUGGAUCCAACCAUUGCUCCAUGUCAAUAAGAAGUAUGUGUGGCCAAACCAUGCAAAACAAGUUUCUGUGUCUUCCGUUGACAACCUAGCAUUGGCCACUUUCUGUCAACUAAUUGAGAAGGCCAAUUCACGCCAUUCUUUCACUCAGGGAUUGGCUCAGAGUGUUGGUCUCAGUAAUCAGCCACUAAGAGUACACAACACAAUGAAAUAUGCGGCAAUAGCUUGUGGGGAUGCUGAGGUUUUCAUGAAGUUUGCGAGUGCUGGUAACAAGGAAAAAAUAUGGGAUCAUGCAGCUGGUGCCAUCAUCAUACAAGAGGCUGGAGGCAUGGUAACAGAUGCUAGGGGGUAUCCCCUGGACUUCUCAAAAGGUUUAAACUUAGAAAGCCUUGAUCGUGGUAUAGUUGCCUGUUCUGGAGCCACAUUACAUGAAAAGAUCAUCGAUGCUGUUGAUGCUAGCUGGGUCUCUUCAUGUCUUUGA
Messenger RNA from Sphenostylis stenocarpa, 1239 nucleotides. Lineage: Eukaryota; Viridiplantae; Streptophyta; Magnoliopsida; Fabales; Fabaceae. The record is from the annotation of a GenBank genome assembly.